AUGUUUGUACCUGGUCACUCAUUACACAAGGUUGACAUAUGUUCGGUGAUGAGCAUUGCUCUAGCACCAGCAGACAAAUUCUGGACGAAACGAGUUGAUUAUCAUCAGAGUCGUCGUACAAUGCUCAAAUUUCUUCUAUCCAUUCGUUCGUCACGUGAUAAUCGUCAAUUACUCGAUUGGAUCGAUGAAUGUGCACCAUCAUCGCAAAUAAACUGGAAUGUCAUUGAAAAACACUAUAUUCAAUUGCAGAAUACAAUCGAACCGUAUCAAGUAUUACACAAUGCCAACAAUUUGGGUAUCUAUUGGGAGAUGAAGAUUAAAAAUGUAGCUAAUAUAGUGGCUAGUCAAUCUCGUCCAUAUAUUGCUCGAUAUCGUAACAGCGGAUUUCGACCGGAUGAGCUUAAAAUCUAUUGGAAUUAUAAACAGAUUCGAGAUAUAAUCAAAGAUAGUUCAUACAAUCCAGUAACCGAUAUCGAUGCCAGAAAAGCUCUACUCAAAGUACCUGUCAACCAACGAAAACAUACAGGCACAUUUCAUUUUGUCGAAUCAGGCAUUCAAAAUGUUGUAUUUCAAGUUCCCAAAGGCAAACAAAUAAUUGUACUAGAUUUUGCCGAUGAGCGCAUGCCAGGCGGUUAUUUUAUUGACGGUGCACAGACACAAGAAGAAGUUAUCCUCUACAAUUCAGAUGGCUAUCGCGCACUACUCGAUCUAAAAUAUACAAUGAUGGAUGGCGGAUUUAUGUUACCUGAAUUCGGUGUCGCUUAUGUCAAACGAGUGCGUUUCUUUCUCGAUGGCAAAGAAGAGCGUAUCACCGAUCUAAUUGUGGCUGCUUGUUACGAUGUGUCCGGCACAGGCGAAGGGCUCUAUAAACCACCAUCAAAUAAGCAUGAAAUACGUGCUCGCACACUACAAAAAUUUCAUGCUAUUAUUGCCUCUGCGGUAGCAAAUACGGAUGGCACUGGCAAGGAUACAUAUCUGUUGUUGGGACCAAUUGGAACAGGUGCAUUUGGUAAUAGCGAGGAGAUGAUUGCUCAAUUAUUCAAUGAAGUACUCAAUAAUCCACUCAUGGGUUCAACCGGACCAAUUCGACAUGCAUUCGAAAAGAUCUGGUUCGUGUCCACUGGCAAUCUCAACAUAUUUCGACAAGUGCUCAAAAACACAACAUGA
Molecule: messenger RNA, 1167 nt
Organism: Didymodactylos carnosus
Lineage: Eukaryota; Metazoa; Rotifera; Eurotatoria; Philodinida; Philodinidae
Source: the annotation of a GenBank genome assembly